Papaver somniferum (opium poppy) is the source of this 3123-nucleotide messenger RNA. Its product is annotated as HIPL1 protein-like. The coding region runs from base 1 to 3123 and encodes 1040 amino acids. The transcript is spliced from 12 exons. The record is from RefSeq and is a predicted model, not a curated record. Gene Ontology annotation, molecular function: protein binding. NCBI's taxonomy places the organism in Eukaryota, Viridiplantae, Streptophyta, Magnoliopsida, Ranunculales, Papaveraceae.
AUGAGUUUUGUCGUUAACAUUUUUCUCAUUUGUUCUUACUUGCUUCUUCUUCCACUCCCUUCUGCUUCUCAUCCCUUAUGCCUUGAUUCAAAGGCACCAUUUAGGCCGAAGAUCCCUUUGGAAUUUUGUCCUAACGAUGAGAGUGUUUGCUGCGACUCCAACCAGGAGUUGGAAUUGAAGAAAGCAUUUCAGUCUAUGAACAUUUCUCACCCUGCUUGCGCUUCUCUUGUUAAGUCUAUACUUUGUGCGAAAUGCAAUCGGUUCUCGGCGGAUUUAUUUGGAAUCGAUACAGGGACUCGAACGGUUCCAGUUCUCUGUACUAUUUCAGAAAAAUCAAUUGUGUCCAAUACUUCUUCGAAUGACUUCUGUUCAAACGUCUGGGAAGCGUGCAAAGCUGAACCUAUAAUAAACUCUCCGUUUAUGCCUUCAUUACAAAGUAGAACUAAAGUUCCUGUUAGUUCUACACCUUCCAUAUUAACAGACACAUGCCAUUCGAAGAGUGAUUUUUGUAGAUUAUUUGGCAGAACUUCAGAAGAUAAAUUAGUAUGUUUCAAUGGGACAUCGACUUUGCUACACAAUACCGAAAAUCCCCAGCCACCAAGUGGCAUUUGCCUUGAGCAAGUCACUAGUGGUCCUUACCUUUAUAUGGAUGCUCAUCCAGAUGGAUCCAACCGUGUUUUCUUGGCGAGCCAACAAGGUAAGAUAUGGUUGGCAACUGUUCCUGAAGAGGGAAAUGGAGAAGAAAUGGUAAUAGAUGAAUCGAAUCUAUUUGUGGACUUAACUGACACUGUACACGUGGAUACUGAGUUUGGGCUGUUGAGUGUGGCAUUCCAUCCAAGAUUUGUACAGAAUGGACGCUUCUUUGCUUCUUAUAUUUGUGAUGGGGAUCAAUGGUCUGGAUGUUCAGGAAGGUGUGCAUGUAACACAGAUGUUAACUGUGAUCCUUCAAAGCUUCCUCCUGUUUUCGGAUCUCGGGCAUGCCGGUUUCAUGUUACAGUAUCAGAGUUUACAGCUAACAGUAGCGCAUCUGAUCCAGCCUCGGCAACACGAGGCAAUCCAUCUGAAGUGAGAAGGAUAUUCACGAUGGGCAUUGCAUACAAAAAUGCUAUUGCAAGCCAACUUCUCUUUGGUCCUGACAGGUAUUUGUACUUCCUGACGGGAGAUGGUGAAACUGAACUCGAUCCUUACAAUCAUGCCCAAAACAAGAAAUCCAUGCUCGGGAAACUUUUGAGGCUUGAUGUUGAUAACAUUCCAAGUGCAACAGAACUAAGCAAACGCAGCGCGUGGGGAAACUACUCUAUCCCGAGUGACAAUCCAUAUAUUUAUGACAAGGGAUCACUGCCUGAAAUUUGGGCUUUGGGACUACGAAACCCUUGGCGCUGUAGUUUUGAUUCAGAGAGGCCAUCUUACUUUCUUUGUGUAGACUCUGGCAAGGAUCAAUAUGAAGAAGUGAAUAUAGUCAUGAAAGGUGGGAACUAUGGAUGGCCAUAUUUUGAGGGAGAUUUUCCUUUCCAUUCUCUAAAUUCUUCUGGAGGAAAGAACAAUAUGAACUCCACAGACUUCAUUUCUCACGUUAUGGGAUAUGAUCAUUCCCAGGCUAAUACGAACGAAGGAUCUUCAUCAAUUGCAGGUGGUUUUUUUUAUAGGUCCAAAACUGAUCCAUGCUUAUAUAGCAAGUAUGUGUUUACAGAUCUGUACGGUUUUGCCAUGUGGGCAGGGACAGAAAAUCCAGAAAAUAGUGGGAACUUUACAAGUGGAAAGGUUUUAUUUGGUUGUGCGCAUGACUCUCCAUUGCAGUGUAAGUUGGGGAAAACACAUCCCCAAGGACCUCACCUUAAUUUGAAUUAUGUGUAUUCAAUGGGAAUGGAUAAUAGGAAAGAUAUUUUUCUGUUAACAAGUAAUGGUGUGCUCAGAAUUUCUCGUCCUAGUCGUUGCAACUAUAAGUGCUCAAAAGAGAAAUUCACGGGUUUUCAGGUUCCACGGCAUUCUCAUUCAUAUGAAGCUGGCACGGAUAUUAAGGGUUCACAAACUGGCUCAGUUGAUUAUGGGUUCUGUUUGUUGGGUGAUUUUGUGAAGAGGGGUUAUGAUCCUAAUGUAGUGACUUACACUACUUUGAUUAAGGGUCUUUGUAUGCAAGAACGGGUAGGUCCUGCACUUGAACUUUUCGAGAAAAUGAUUGAACAAGGUAUUCGCCCGAAUGCUGUUACAUUUAACACUCUUAUAUGCGGGUUUUGUAGGAAUGGGGAAAGGAUGAUGGGGAAAUGGAACUGUACUCCUAAUGUGAUCACUUAUACUUCUUUGAUUCAUGGAUUUUGCAAUUCUGGCAAGUUAAAUCAAGCAAUCGGAUUGAGUUGCAGAUUGGAUGAAGCUAUUCAACUCUUUUACGAAAUGGAACAAAAUGGUAUCAAAGCCAACCAAGUUACUUAUAACACCCUAAUUGCUGGACUAUGCCGAGUUGGAAAAGUUAGCACUGCAGGAUGUUUAUUUGUCCAUCUACAAAUGGCCAGUGAAAAUGGUGAAGAGACAGUGGAGCUCUUGCUAUGUUUAUGUAACUUCAGCGGAAUCAUAUGGAAGUGUCUAGGAGGUAUGUUUUUAUUUAUCAAUCCUACUUCUUCUGAAGAUAUCUUGAACUUUACAAAGUCUAAGAUCAGCGCAGUUAAGGAAAUUUGGUUGGUAGCUGCUUCUGUAACUAUGAUGGAACUAUGGUUUCUUAGAAACAGAAUUGUAUUUGAGAAUGCUGUGCCUGAUGUUACCAAAUUCAAGAAGAGAGUCAUGAAAUUUACUGGAGAUUGUAAUAUUAGAAUGAAGGGUAAUAUAGAAGCGAAUAGUACGGACACGACAAAUGAAAUUCAAGUUCUGGUUUGUUGUGAUGGUGGUGCUAGUGGGGGUGAUCCUAGUGUUGCUGGGUAUAAUUUCAUAAUUAAAGAUCACAGAGGUGGUUUUCUUUUUGCCAAUCAGCAGGGUCAGGCAUUACUAUAUACUUCCUGGCUGAAGUUGGCUAUUAUUUAUGCAUCUGAAUGGGCUGUGGUGGAGGUAGUUAGAAACCUGCUUAUCUACUCUGAUUCAAAGUCGGUAAUCUCCAUUUACUGUUCUGGACCUCUGGUAACGUACCAUGGUUUGUGA